This is a messenger RNA of Macroventuria anomochaeta, 973 nucleotides long. RefSeq lists its product as uncharacterized. NCBI's taxonomy places the organism in Eukaryota, Fungi, Ascomycota, Dothideomycetes, Pleosporales, Didymellaceae. The coding region runs from base 225 to 764 and encodes 179 amino acids. The record is from RefSeq and is a predicted model, not a curated record. The transcript has a single exon.
CAGGGAGCGAAAGUGAAAAUGAUUAUCCACAUUGAUUGAUGUGUUGAGUAGUAUACAGUGGCACUGGUUCCCUGGAUUCGACUCUGCGUCAGUGCAAGAGCUGUGAAGGAAUACACCGCUGUAUUUGUAGCAGUAGUCAUUCUGUUGCAGUAAAUGCAAUAAGUGAAGGUGUAACCGCUCAGGGCAGUAAGUCAGGGGUAACCGCGCGAAGCAGUAAAAUCGGUAUGUAUUGUUGUUGUUCUUGUUCAGGGUUAUGUCUCUCUCACCGGGCCAUCAGGGUCUGUUUACAUGACGUAUCUGUCGUUCAGACAGAAAGUGCUAUUGGAACAGGCAAGAGCACUGCACCAGCACACGUGGCAGACAUGACCUCUUCACUCCAUAAACUGUCACACAUUCUUGGAUACAACACCGUACUAGUCUGCGCCGGCAGAGUCGUUGUAACUGGAUACAGCACGGUACUGAUUUGCGCCGGGAGAGUUUGGGUCGCAACAAUGUUCUGGGUCGCCACAAAGCUGGCAGUUACGGUCUGUAUCUGCGCCACAAGGGUCUGGGUGGAGGUGGAGGUUGCGGUUCGGGUUGUGGUGACAGCUGCUCCGGCAAUAUUUGAUGUCCGCGUCACUGCCGGCAGGGUGGAUGUAAUAGUGGCGAACGAAGUAAUUGUGGAGAGUCGAGAAGAUGUAAGACUUAUGGUAGAAGUAAGUAUCGAAAACGAGGUCACCGUGACCGGUGUGCCGAAAGGCGAAAAGGAGCAGCCGGUAUCGUAAUAGUAGUAAGGCGAGGUAAUAUUAGUGGCGAAGUUUCCUGCGCUGGAUCGCAAUGUUAGCUUUGGAGAGUUCGUUGUUCAGGAGCACUUACAUGCUUGUGUCGAAGAAUUCGCAGUACUGCGCAUCAGUAUCGCUCCAGGACUAGUAGCGGAAGACUUUGCAACUUGCAUCCUGCUGGUAGUAUGCGGCUCACAGAGUGAACAAUGCCA